Molecule: messenger RNA, 1638 nt
Organism: Macrosiphum euphorbiae (potato aphid)
Lineage: Eukaryota; Metazoa; Arthropoda; Insecta; Hemiptera; Aphididae
Source: the annotation of a GenBank genome assembly
AUGGUUAUAGGUAUAGUGCCGUCCAACAAAGGAUCCCGAAGACGUAUCGAGAUAUUAUGCCUGUACAGGGAUUUCUAUUUUAUUUUCAAAGCGGCUUCCUGUCGAGAGGACAUCGAAUCGAAUGUUGUCGAUUAUUGUACGACUCACUCUCGACCUGGGUCAGUACCUCGGUCGGCCGGCUCGCGUGCAUCUUUAGGUUACGGUCAUAUCGCUCCAAAAACCCUAAACGGAAAAAUAGCCACUAUAUUUUACGCGAUUGUCGGUAUACCGCUGAUGCUCCUGUGCCUGUCAAAUAUCGGCGACAUAAUGGCGCAUUCCUUCAGGUUCCUCUACUGGAAAGUAUGUUGCUACACGUGCACCAGGCGGCAGAGACGAGUGCAGUCCCUAAGGAGGUCCCGCAGUCAAAGGUCCACUACAAGAUCACACGGCGGUUCCAGGACCACGUCACUAAAGAGAACAGGUCGAAUAUCGCAGAGAUCCGCCGACAGCGCUCUCGGAAUGUCGGACUGUUACACCAGAUCUUCUUAUUCGGACACCGAAUGCAGGUAUUACGAUAAAAUGGAAAGAGAGUACGCCAUGUUCGGAGGAGGGAUGCCCGUUAAAGCCCCUAACCGAUAUUCACAGCAGUCCAGGUACUCCGACACCGUACCGUUAAGGAGGCACUCCCCGGCCAUUAAACCUAGAUCGACCAGUCAAAACAGUGGUCACCGAAAUAAUGCUAACCAUUAUUACCACGGACGAUAUCGAGUACAAGAUCCAAGUUAUUCCGACGGUGAUCAACUAGACGGACAAGAACUGCAGCAAGUGCCAUCGAUUUUAUUUAACAAAUAUGCACUGGACAGAGAAGAAUCUAGAAGAAUUCAUCCAAAGCAAAGCCACGAGAUCCGCCGGAACAUCCGGGGUCACUCGGCCGCGCCGAAUUUAGCGACGGAAACGCCGUCCGGCACGUUGCGGACAAACGGCCGAAGCAAAACACCUCAGCAUCUGGUCGUGGACAUGCUGCCGAUGGACCAUCCAGAUCAGGAUUACUACCCGAAACCGAAAUUCCGUUCGAGACAUCGGAAUUCCAAUCAGAGUAGGUCUCGAGAAGAAUUCUUGGGCGGCGGUGGCUGCGGCGGCGGUGGAGGCGGUAAGGGCAAACGUUUGGAGGUGAUGGCGCCCAGCCCGCGGAUCAUGUCACCGCUGGGUUUCGCCGUGAACCGGCAGUACCCCCGGCGGUCGACCCGGUACAGCGACUACUACGACGACACGGAACCUUGCGAGUUCGACGACAACAACCCUGACCACAUCAAGCCCGUGCCCAUAUGGCUGUGCGUGCUCCUGGUGGUCAGCUACAUAAUCAUGGGCGCGUUCCUGUUCAAGAGCUGGGAAAACUGGGAGUUCCCGGACUCGGCGUAUUUCUGCUUCAUAACGCUCACCACCAUCGGGUUCGGCGACUUCGUGCCCGCCCAGCGGGUGAUGAACAAGGGCGACGACACCAAGCUGCGCAUAUGGUUCUGCUCGCUGUACCUGCUCUUCGGCAUCGCCCUGUUGGCCAUGAGCUUCAACCUCGUCCAGGAGGAGGUCAUCAGCAACGUCAAGACCGUGGCCCGGCACCUGGGCAUCAUCAAGGACGAGGACGAAGAGGAGUCGGAGUGA